Molecule: messenger RNA, 2089 nt
Organism: Cottoperca gobio
Lineage: Eukaryota; Metazoa; Chordata; Actinopteri; Perciformes; Bovichtidae
Product: major histocompatibility complex class I-related gene protein-like
Exons: 7
Coding region: 16-1089 (357 amino acids)
Biological process (GO): immune response
Cellular component (GO): external side of plasma membrane
Source: RefSeq, a predicted model, not a curated record
AGUAUUAAAAACAAAAUGACAAAUUUACUGUUGUUGCUUCUCUUCUUUCAUGUUUCAUCUCCAAUGAAACACUCCCUGAAGUUUUUCGUAACUGCAUCUUCUGGAGUCCCAAACUUCCCAGAGUUUGUUGCUCUUGGUAUGCUUGAUGAACUCGUGCUGGGUUACUGCGACAGCAACACAAAGACAGUAGAAAUAAAGACGGACUGGAUGAAAAAACUGAUUGAAGAUGAUCCUCAGCAGUCGGAGUGGUACACGCAACAGUGUUUAGAGAAUUCGCCGAUGUUCUUCAAAAACAGGCUUGACGGUGUGAAGCAGCGCUUCAACCAGAGUGGAGGUAGCCACAUUUUACAGAGGAUGAGUGGCUGUGAGUGGGACGAUGAGACUGGAGAGGUCAAUGGUUUUAAUCAGUACGGUUAUAAUGGAGAAGAUUUCCUAGUAUUGGACCUGAAGACGCUGACAUGGAUCGCUCCAAAACCACAGGCUGUCAUCACCAAGCAGAGAUGGGAUGCUGAGAAAGCUAGACUAAAAUACAAUGAGAAAUACUUCACUCACAUUUUCCCUGAGUUCUUGAAGAAGUAUUUGGCCCUUGGCAAGAGCUCUCUGCUGAGAAAAGACUUCCCCUCAGUGUCUCUCCUCCAGAAGUCUCCCUCCUCUCCAGUCAGCUGCCACGCUACAGGUUUCUACCCUCGCAGAGCCGAGAUGUUCUGGAGGAAAGAUGGAGAGGAGCUUCAUGAGAACGUGGAGCGCGGAGAGAUCCUCCCCAACCACGACGGAUCCUUCCAGAUGAGUGUUGACCUGAACGUUUCAUCAGUCCCAGCUGAAGACUGGAGGAGGUACGACUGUGUGUUUCAGCUCUUUGGUGUGAAGGACGACAUCACCACCAGACUGGACAAAGCAGCGAUCAGGAGCAACGAAGCGUCCACAGAGAAGCUCGUCAUCAUUUACAUCCUUGUUGCUGUGGCGGCUCUCGCUCUCGUCCUCCUCGCUGUGAUUGGAUUCAUGUGCUACAAAAAGAAGAAUGCCAAAUGCCCUCCGUCUCCUGACAGCAGAUCUGAGGCCUCUGAGAAACUGAAUCCAGACUCUCAGUGAUGAACACAGCAGCCUGCACACAGUGAGGUGCUUCAUAUGGGACAUGAACUAUUCACACCUGUUGUUGAACAAAGCCGCCCUAAACUAUGUGCAGAAGACCCGUCUGUGAUCCUUUAUCCGCUGUGACACCUCUGUGACACGUUGUAGCUGCAAAGAACAUCUUUCACAUUUUCUAUAACACGGAGGGAAACUGUUUUGUAUGAAGUGAGAUGCUUUCAGAAGCCUUCACAUCAGCAGGUUCUUGGUUAAAUAUUGCCCUGGAUCAAGGAGCUGUGCCCCCACCUUCUCCUCCGUAAGCUGGGAAUCCUUUGGUUAUUCAUCAUCAUAUCAUAAACUCAUCAUAUUGGGGUUUGUAAUCUAUUAGUAGAUGCUCAUUGAUUAAAUGGUGUUCAAGAACAUUAAAAACAAAUGUCUGUACUUCAUACGCAUGGACGGUAAAUACUUGUUUUACAAAAAGAUGAAACUACUGAAUCAUGGAUAUGUUGAUGCUGUAAAUAUGUAGAUUUGUGGAAAAUAAACUCCAAACAUUUUUGGUAAAUGAGUAAAUGGAUGGAGGGAGUUUUGCAUCUCUGGAGAAUUAUCCUGAUGUGUACGUCAUUCAUUGAAACAUUUUCCAUGUGGUUACGACGACAUCUCUUAAAGCCAGCCCUAUGUACACACAUCCUCCACUAUAAGCAUCAGUACUCCAUGUACUUUACACUCGUGUGAAUAGUUUGUAGAGCAAAUAAUAAUUCAUGACUUUGAGGUUUUCCUGAAUGAAUCAGCAGUUUGUUGUCUUUUAGGUUCAUAAUCUGUCUUUGAUCUGUUUUGAAAGAUAAUGAUGUUUAUUUCUAGCUGAGAGUCUGAAGGGUUGUGGGAUGUUUUAAGCUUCUCAGCGAAGCUCAAAGUCACUUCUGGUUCUUGUGUUGGGUUAAGUGUGAAAGUCAAAUGAAGUUACUCUGCUUUUUCAUUCCUUUUGAUCUUUUGUUUUGCUUUUCAAUAAAGUUUCCAAUAUUCCACA